AUCAGUGUCAUUGAGAAACAUGGCGGCCUCCACGGGAGCUGCAGAUGCUGCUGGAUCAGAGCCUAAAGGUCCAGGUUCCUCGGUUCCUAGCAUGGGCAGUCCAACGAUCCAGUACAGCCUGGUUCUGGAGCAUCUGAUCGGGGAGAAGAGGCCCGUUAAAGAGCUGAACCCCGCAGUUAUGGGGGGUCUGCCGGUGCCUCCCAAAAGCGAGGAGCAGAAAAUGAUAGAAAGGGGAAUGGAGAGCUGCGCCUUCAAGGCUGUGCUGGCCUGUGUUGGAGGGUUUGUCCUCGGAGGAGCGUUUGGCGUGUUUACAGCCGGUAUCGAUACCAAUGUCGGCUUCGACCCCAAGGACCCCCUGAGAACCCCGACCGCUCGAGAAGUCCUUAAAGACAUGGGCCAGAGGGGGGUGUCUUACGCCAAGAACUUUGCUAUUGUGGGCGCCAUGUUCUCCUGCACCGAGUGCAUCAUAGAAUCGCACAGAGGUAAAUCAGACUGGAAGAAUGCGGUGUACAGCGGCUGCGUGACCGGAGGGGCUAUAGGGUUUCGUGCCGGUCUGAAAGCUGGGGUCCUCGGAUGUGGUGGAUUCGCUGCAUUCUCUGCAGCCAUUGAGUAUUACUUACGAUGAAGAGCUGUGGAGCAGCCGUAUGGAGAAGAACCUUUUUUUUUUUACAUGGACCUGCUGCUGCGGAACCAAAUAUAAAGAAAGGAAAACAAAUGAACUAUGGCUUUAGUAGCACCGCAGGGACCUGAUCAACACUUAUAGGGGAUAUUCCCCUGUUUAUUUGUACAGAAUCUCACAAGCAGAGACUUCUGCACCCAGGUUAUGGUGAUGAGGCCACCGCUGCUCAAGCAGCGCUGUUAAGUUACAGGUCUGUUGUAGGAAUUAACAGGAUGUCUUCUGUAGAUUUAUUUAAAUUAAAACAUUUAUUUUCAAUAAGUAAUAAAUGUAAUAAUUCCUGCUUUAAACUCACAGUAAAAGUUGAAGGAAAUCAGAGAUUCCUACAGCUUCCUUCAGCAACGUGGGACCUGUGAACGUAUGGCUGCUUUAAAGGCUGCAGUCGGUGUCUGUGUGCUCCUAACUGAAUAAAAGGAGAAUAAUCAGGUUUUA
This is a messenger RNA of Cyprinodon tularosa, 1108 nucleotides long. RefSeq names its product translocase of inner mitochondrial membrane 22 homolog (yeast) (gene timm22). Gene Ontology annotation, molecular function: transmembrane protein transporter activity. The transcript is spliced from 4 exons. Gene Ontology annotation, biological process: protein insertion into mitochondrial inner membrane. Bases 20 to 625 code for a protein of 201 amino acids. Gene Ontology annotation, cellular component: TIM22 mitochondrial import inner membrane insertion complex. NCBI's taxonomy places the organism in Eukaryota, Metazoa, Chordata, Actinopteri, Cyprinodontiformes, Cyprinodontidae. The record is from RefSeq and is a predicted model, not a curated record.